AUGAAGAGUCUUCUACUUGCAAUACUCCUUGGAGUGGUAGCGAACGCCCAGCUCCCUCGCCCCUGUGUGUCACCAGCACAAUGGGAAGCCAGAAUGUUCACCCAAGACAUGUCAAGAAACUUUACCGGGUACGCUAAAGGAAGCUACGACGAGACUCAGAGGAGAUUCCGUGAGAUUGAAGAGGUGGAAUUUGGCACCGAUAAGGAAUAUUUUGACGUUCUUUACCUUCACAAUGUCGGAAAGGAAUACAGGCUGAAUUUGAAAACAAGAAAAUGUAACGUCACCAACCUAACACGUCCCUUCAGGCCCUUUGGAAUUCCCCCUGAGGCUCAAUUCGAAGGCUCUGCCACCGUUGGAGCAGCUGGUGUUCCCUCAGAAUUCAUGAUGGUUAACAAUUUCCAUGGCAACUUCAGUGAUGGUGACAGAUUCUUUGGAACUGUGACGUCCCCCGACUGCAUACCAAUUGCCAGUGGCUUCUACAGCAAUAGCACCGGAUUCGUUCAUAGAACAUUUUUCGAUUUAAACGUCGGAAUCGCAGACCCAAUGGUAUUCAUCCCUCCAAGAGAAUGUAUUUAA
Molecule: messenger RNA, 576 nt
Organism: Ylistrum balloti
Lineage: Eukaryota; Metazoa; Mollusca; Bivalvia; Pectinida; Pectinidae
Product: mammalian ependymin-related protein 1-like
Exons: 5
Coding region: 1-576 (191 amino acids)
Biological process (GO): cell-matrix adhesion
Cellular component (GO): extracellular region; lysosome
Molecular function (GO): calcium ion binding
Source: RefSeq, a predicted model, not a curated record